GAGGCCGGUCUUUACGCUGUCGUCCAGUCCACAGGGACGCAAUAAUAUAAUAAUACAAUAACCGCAGGGAAGGUAAAACGACGCGGAAGGCAGAAAUAAUGACGUCAUUUAGCCACUGACGUAACGUCCGAAGGUAAAGGCUUGCUGUUUUUGCCAUCAUGUAGCCUUAUGCUUUGUCUGCACUGCUAUCUGAGAUUUGAUAAACUGAUCCAAGUCCGUGUGAAGCCUAAAGAACUGUAUACAGAUUCCUGACCAAGCUUUCGUGACUUUCGAGGCAUGAAUAAUUCGACCAUAAGCGACAGCAUGUCCCAUGAUUCUACGUUAUCCGGGCGUUACUGCAUGCAACGUUUGUCCCACAUGGCAACUCCUCCGCCUCCACUUGGAACUGCUCCUUUAGUCAGCCUCACCAUAGCACUAUCUUGCAUUCCUCUUAUAACAGUUGCGGGCAACUUGCUGACGAUCGUUGCUAUCGCAACGUACCCUAGACUGCACAUUCUGUCCAACGCUUACGUGGUGUCCCUGGCCGCGGCCGACAUAGGUGUUGCCAUGUUGGUGAUGCCCUUCGAGACCUACAAGAUGGCGACGAACAAGAAGUGGAUGCUGGGAAGACACGCGUGUCUGGUCAUGUACAGCUUCAGCGUGCUGUUCUGCUCAGCGUCCAUAUACAACCUCGUCUGCCUCACCGUCGACCGAUACCUGGCCAUCUGCAGACCGUUCACGCACGCCAUGAAGACUCCGAGGACGGUGGCGAUGCUGAUCGUCAUCAGCUGGAUGAUUCCCUUCUCGCUUUCCUUCCUGCCCAUCUUCCUAGGAUGGAACAUGAUCGGCAUUGAGGACAUCUUCAACUGUGUAAUGCUUCUCACCGAGAACAAGUCCUGCUUUCUGCUGAUCGGCAUCAAAUUUGCCUUUGUUGUUUCGUUCUUGGGAUUCUAUGUGCCGGUCCUUGUGAUGGUGUUUCUCAACUGGAGGAUAUAUAUGACCGCAACGAAAGUGCUGAGGCAGCUUCGGCUCUGCCGCAGCGCCAGCGACGAAAACAGGUACGUCAGCUCUAGAGAUACAAAAGCGGCCAAGACGGUCUGCAUCAUUCUGGGCUGCUUCGUCGGCUGCUGGUGUCCGUUCUUCAUCGUCCUCGUCGUCGACGCUGUGAUCGGCCACAGCCUCCCCUACAACGUGUGGACGGUGUCACUCUGGCUGGGCUACUUCAACUCGAUGAUGAAUCCGUUGCUCCUGUACGUGUUCAACAAGUCGUUCAGACACGGCUUCCAGAGACUGUUCCUCAGAUACGGAAUAAGCAAGUGCCUCAUCGAAGAGCCCGAACAUGUCAGCGCUUCCUCCGUGGUGACCAGAUAUUAAAGGCGGGUGGAAAAAAAAAUCGAGAGCAUCAGCGGCCGAGAGUCGUCUGCAUCCGAGGUAAUCUGUGACCAGAAUCCUCGGCUGGAUUGUAAGCAAACCACUGAGAGACUGUUGAGAUCAGACAAUUGUGAGACAAUUUGUGAGCAGAAGCUCGAACCAAUUUCCGCCAGUAUGGCCCGUGCUCAUAGACGAUUGUAGAGUCUAAAACUCAGAUCUUUAAUUGUUCGUAUUGCGUGUAACCGCCAAUUCGUGCCCGUCUUGAUAAGUUUCCAUACCCGUGCGCGUAUACCCACCCGUGAUGAUACAAUGACAUAAGUUAAUUUCAAAAGAACAUGGUAAGAACAACGAUCAGUUUAGGUCUCACUACACAGAUGUCAUUUGCCAUUGAAACCCAUGUUAACUUGCACAACUUCAAAUGAAGAUUGCCAAUAGAACGGGUUAUCGUUGGCACUAACAACAUACGCCAUUGCGAACAUACAUUAUAUCAGCAUUUAUUUUCACUCCAAAAUUGACAUUUCCGUCUUAGUUCUUUUGCAAUAUGACCGCAUCUGGCUGUAGUACCGGUCCGAACAGGUGGUUACUUAACUGAUUCACCCCAGCUGUCUCUUGCGCAAUACUACAAAAUAAUUUGGGCAAAAUACAGCCAGAAAACUUAAAAUUAAACAUACAUAUUGUUUUAAUUCUUCACCAUUUCCUAGAAGUGAAUAUGUGAACCAUAGAAUGGGCAAAAGUCCGCCCCCCCCCCCCCCCCCCCCCCACACACACACAAAAAUGGGAGUCCGUACGCCUAUGUUUCAUAGUUCCUUUUAUUUAUGGAUUCUUAAAUUGAUAAAGGCACGUGUUUCCAUGUUGAACGGUGAAUGUGAUUGUAAUAUGUUUAAUAGACCUUGCGGGGGUGGGUGUCAGUGACACAAGAAAGAAAGACGGACAGAGACAGAGACGUUUCUCCAUAACCAAAGAUGUUUUUCUCGUUCUCAGAUUAGUAUGCGCCAGUUUACUGAACUUGAAAUUGUAUCGAAAGUGUA
This is a messenger RNA of Gigantopelta aegis, 2378 nucleotides long. Its product is annotated as 5-hydroxytryptamine receptor 4-like. Gene Ontology annotation, cellular component: membrane; dendrite. The record is from RefSeq and is a predicted model, not a curated record. The transcript is spliced from 2 exons. Gene Ontology annotation, molecular function: neurotransmitter receptor activity; G protein-coupled serotonin receptor activity. Gene Ontology annotation, biological process: G protein-coupled receptor signaling pathway, coupled to cyclic nucleotide second messenger; chemical synaptic transmission. Bases 277 to 1353 code for a protein of 358 amino acids. NCBI's taxonomy places the organism in Eukaryota, Metazoa, Mollusca, Gastropoda, Neomphalida, Peltospiridae.